Messenger RNA from Protomyces lactucae-debilis, 924 nucleotides. RefSeq names its product short chain dehydrogenase/reductase family. The coding region runs from base 1 to 924 and encodes 307 amino acids. The transcript is spliced from 2 exons. The record is from RefSeq and is a predicted model, not a curated record. Gene Ontology annotation, molecular function: oxidoreductase activity. Lineage: Eukaryota; Fungi; Ascomycota; Taphrinomycetes; Taphrinales; Protomycetaceae.
AUGUCCAGCAGCCGUUUCCAGAUCGAAAAGCUCUUCAAUGUCAAGGGAAAAGUAGCCCUUGUGACUGGUGGGUCCACUGGCAUCGGCUUGAUGUGUGCACAAGCGCUCGCUGUCAAUGGCGCAAAAGUCUAUAUAGUUGGACGCAAGCAGGACAAGCUCGACAAUGCAGUCAAGACACACGGCACGAAUCUUCCUUCUGGAGGCUCGCUCGUCCCGUUGGUUGGCGAUGUCACAUCCAAGGACUCCAUCAAGAAUCUAGUCAAGCAGGUUGAGGCUCAAGAAAAGUGUCUGUGCAUAUUGGUCAACAAUGCCGGUAUUUCUGCUACAUCCAGUGGUCCUCAAGCAGAAAAUGCGGCCGGUGGCAGCGAAGUCAAGUCGUCUGAAGGUCUUGGUGAAACGGCGCAGGAACUCAAGGACAAUCUCUUCGAUGCAGUUCCGUUCGAGGCAUGGGAUGAUGUCUUCAGGACCAAUGUGGCUGCAAUGUACUUUACAUCAAUAGACUUCUUGCCCCUGCUUUCGCGCGCCGCAGAGCACCAACAUGGCUUCUCUGGCUGCAUCAUCAACAUUUGCAGCAUCUCUGGAUUGACCAAGCAGAGUCAGAACCACUUCGCCUAUAAUGCUAGCAAAGCUGCUGCCAUCCACAUCAACAAGAUGCUCGCUGUGCUUCUUGGUGAGCGACACGUCAAGGUCCGCGUCUCUGCCAUCAGCCCAGGUGUCUUUCCUUCGCAAAUGACGGCUAGUGAGGAGCCUGAUGAAGCCAAUAAGAGUACCCUCGACAAGGACAUGCUCAAGGAGAUUCCUGCUGAGCGACCUGGUCGCGAUGAGGACAUGGCUCAGGCUUGUCUCUUCCUGGCCUGCAAUCAGUACGUCAAUGGAGUCAAUAUCCCUGUGGAUGGCGGUUACUUGCUCGUUCGCAACGCUUGA